This is a messenger RNA of Trichoderma citrinoviride, 4305 nucleotides long. RefSeq lists its product as hypothetical. The transcript has 4 exons. The record is from RefSeq and is a predicted model, not a curated record. Gene Ontology annotation, cellular component: membrane. Gene Ontology annotation, biological process: transmembrane transport. Bases 1 to 4305 code for a protein of 1434 amino acids. Gene Ontology annotation, molecular function: ATP hydrolysis activity; ABC-type transporter activity; ATP binding. NCBI's taxonomy places the organism in Eukaryota, Fungi, Ascomycota, Sordariomycetes, Hypocreales, Hypocreaceae.
AUGUCAGGGGAGCAGCCUCCCAACGGGGAGUCGCUGCACAGCCAGCGCUCUUCGAAUGAACUCGCCAGGGUCCAAACGGGCGUCUCUGUUGAGGCAGCCGAAGCUCACUUUGCUGGCCUGCAGCGCGAGUUCACCGGCGUCUCCCGAGCGAGUCGCAGGAACAAGUCCUCUUCCGACCCGGAAAAGGGAGCCACUGUCACGGCGGAGGAUGACGCCUCCGUCUUCGACUUGGAAGCCGCUCUGAGAGGCGACCUGGAUGCCAGCACCGAAGCUGGCAUUCGAUCGAAGCACAUUGGAACCUGCUGGGAUGGCCUGACCGUCAAGGGCAUCGGUGGCUUCACCAACUUCGUCAAGACCUUCCCCGAUGCCUUCAUCGACACCUUCAACGUCCUCACCCCGCUGCUGAGCAUGAUUGGCAUGGGCCCCAAGUUCACAGAGGCCACUCUUCUCAACAAUUUCCAGGGCGUGUGCAAGCCUGGAGAGAUGGUUCUGGUUUUGGGAACUCCCGGAUCCGGAUGUACCACCUUUCUCAAGGCCAUUGCCAACCAGCGAUAUGGAUACACCAGCGUCACCGGUGAUGUCUUUUACGGACCAUGGACGGCACAGGAGUUCAAGCGAUACCGCGGUGAGGCUGUCUACAACGCCGAAGACGAUAUGCACCAUCCUACAUUGACCGUGGAGCAAACGCUGGGAUUCGCUUUGGACGUUAAGAUGCCUGCCAAGCGACCCGGCAACAUGUCCAAGGCCGAGUUCAAGGAGCACGUCAUCACUCUCCUUCUCAAGAUGUUCAACAUCGAGCAUACCCGAAAGACAAUUGUCGGUGAUGCCUUCGUUCGAGGUGUCUCUGGUGGUGAGCGAAAGCGUGUCUCCAUCGCUGAGAUGAUGAUCACCAAUGCCUGCAUUCUCUGCUGGGACAACAGCACGCGUGGUCUCGAUGCCAGUACCGCCCUUGACUUUGCAAAGAGCCUGAGGAUCCAGACGGAUCUCUACAAGACUUGCACCUUCGUCUCCCUGUACCAAGCCUCUGAGAACAUUUACAAGCUCUUUGACAAGGUCAUGGUCAUUGAUGAGGGACGACAGGUCUACUUCGGUCCCGCAAAGGAAGCCCGUGCCUACUUUGAGGGCCUCGGCUUCCUGCCGCAGCCGAGACAGACAACGCCCGACUAUGUCACCGGAUGUACCGACGAGUUUGAGCGCGAGUACCAGCCCGGAAGGUCGGCGGAAAACGCUCCCCACAGUCCCGACACCCUUUUGGAGGCUUUCAAGGCGUCUAAAUAUCAGAAGAUGAUUGAGGAUGAGAUCGCCGAGUACAAGGCGAACCUCGAGAAGGAGAAGCAAAAGCACGAAGACUUCCUGCUUGCCUUUAAGGAGAGCAAGCGCGGCACGUCGAAGCGAAGCCCCUAUCAGGUCGGUUUCCACAUCCAGGUGUGGUCCAUCAUGAAGCGACAGUUCAUCCUCAAGCUGCAGGAUCGCUUCAACCUCGUCGUCGGCUGGAGUCGCAGUAUUCUGGUCGCUAUUGUUCUCGGCACACUGUAUCUGAAUCUCGGUCAAACUUCCGCCAGUGCUUUCAGCAAAGGUGGUCUGUUGUUCAUAGCACUCUUGUUCAACGCUUUCCAGGCCUUUUCGGAGCUGGGAGGCACCAUGACGGGACGUCCACUGGUUGCUCGGCACAAGGCAUACGCAUUCCAUCGGCCGUCGGCUCUCUGGAUUGCCCAGAUCUUCGUGGACCAGGCGUUUGCGGCGAGUCAGAUUCUCAUCUUCUCCAUCAUCGUAUACUUCAUGACGGGCCUGGUCCGAGACGCCGGUGCAUUCUUCACCUUCUAUCUGAUGAUUCUCUCUGGUAACAUUGCAAUGACGCUCUUCUUCCGAAUCCUUGGUUGUGUCAGCCCGGACUUUGACUCUGCCAUCAAGUUCGCAGUCGUCAUCAUCACGCUCUUCAUCACCACUUCCGGAUAUCUCAUUCAGUACCAGUCCGAAAAGGUGUGGCUUCGUUGGAUCUAUUGGAUCAAUGUCCUGGGUCUCGCGUUCAGCUCCCUGAUGGAAAACGAGUUUGAACGGAUCGAUCUCACUUGCACUUCGGAAUCGCUGAUUCCAUCUGGCCCCGGAUACACCGACAUCAACCACCAAGUCUGCGUUUUGCCCGGUUCCACCGCUGGUACGACGUUUGUCCGCGGCCGCGACUACAUUGCCCAGGGCUUCGACUACCUUCCCGGUGACUUGUGGCGCAACUGGGGCAUUGUCAUGGCCCUAAUUGUCUUCUUCCUCAUCUUGAACGUCGUUCUCGGUGAGAUUGUGACCUUUGGCAUGGGAGGCAACAGCUUCAAGGUGUACGCAAAGCCUACCAAGGAGCUGGACGAGCUGAACAAGAGGCUGCUCGAGAAGCGCGACGCGAAGCGUCAGGACAAAUCUAACGAUGUAUUGACUUGGGAGAACCUCAACUACGACGUCCCCGUUCCCGGAGGUACACGCCGACUCCUCAACAACAUCUUUGGAUACGUGAAGCCGGGCGAGCUGACGGCCUUGAUGGGAGCGUCUGGCGCUGGAAAAACGACUCUUCUGGAUGUCUUGGCGGCUAGAAAGAACAUUGGUGUCAUCUACGGAGACGUCUUGGUUGACGGCGUCAAGCCCGGAAAGCAGUUCCAGCGAUCCACCUCUUAUGCCGAGCAGCUCGAUGUCCAUGAGCCUACGCAGACCGUCCGUGAAGCUCUUCGAUUCUCCGCCGAACUGCGCCAACCCUACGAGACGCCCAUGUCCGAACGAUACGCAUAUGUGGAAGAGAUUAUCUCUCUGCUCGAGAUGGAGAACAUUGCCGACUGCAUCAUUGGAUCUCCCGAGGCCGGUCUUACCGUGGAACAGCGCAAGCGUGUGACCAUUGGCGUUGAGCUGGCCGCCAAGCCCGAACUGCUCCUGUUCUUGGACGAGCCUACUUCCGGCCUGGACAGCCAGAGCGCCUUCAACAUUGUUCGUUUCCUGAAGAAGUUGGCUGCGGCCGGCCAGGCCAUCCUCUGCACGAUCCACCAGCCCAAUGCCGCCCUCUUCCAGAACUUUGACCGUCUGCUGCUUCUUCAGCGAGGAGGACGCACCGUGUACUUUGGCGAUAUCGGCAAAGACGCUGCUGUCCUGCGUGCCUACCUGGCUCGCUAUGGUGCUGAAGCUGCUCCGACCGACAACGUUGCCGAAUACAUGCUCGAUGCCAUUGGUGCCGGUAGCAUGCCCCGGAUUGGCGACCGUGACUGGGCCGACAUCUGGGAAGACAGCCCCGAGUUUGCCCAUGUCAAGGACACCAUCAUUGAGCUGAAGCGGGAGCGAGUGGCGGCCAACCAGGCGAGCGGCUCCGGACUCGAGAGAGAGUACGCCUCUCCUCUUUCGCAUCAGAUGAAGGUUGUCGUUCGACGCAUGUUCCGGUCUUUCUGGCGUUCGCCCAACUACCUGUUUACCCGCCUGUACGCUCACGUCGCUGUCGCCAUCAUCACCGGUCUCACGUAUCUCAACCUGGACAACUCCAAGGCCUCCCUCCAGUACAAGGUCUUUGUCAUGUUCCAGAUCACCGUGUUGCCCGCCAUCAUCAUGUCGCAGGUCGAAAUCAUGUACGCCAUCAAGCGUGCUCUCUUCUUCCGCGAAUCCUCGUCCAAGAUGUACUCGACCUCUUCCUUUGUCACGGCCAUCAUCCUCGCCGAGAUGCCCUACUCCGUCCUCUGUGCGGUGGCCUUCUACCUACCCUUGUACUUUAUGCCCGGUUUCCAGACGACCCCCUCCAGAGCCGGAUUCCAGUUCUUCAUGGUGCUCAUCACGGAACUCUUCUCCGUCACUCUGGGCCAGGGUCUGUCGGCGCUUACUCCCUCGCCUCGCGUCUCGACCCAGUUUGAUCCCUUCAUCACGAUCGUCUUCGCUCUCUUCUGCGGUGUCACCAUUCCGUACUCGCAGAUGCCCGAGGGCUGGCGAAGCUGGCUGUACCAGCUCGACCCCUUCACUCGUCUCAUCGGUGCCUGCGUGACGACUGCUCUUCAUGGGCUCAAGGUCGUCUGCAAGAGCAGCGAGCUGAACCGAUUCACCGCCCCCAACGGCACGACCUGCGGCGAGUACAUGCAGCCCUUCUUCGAGAAUGGCGGACCCGGCUACCUCGUGUCCAACUCGACGCAGAACUGCGAAUACUGCUCGUACAGCGUUGGCGAUGAGUUUUACGUUCCGUUGAGCCUGAGCUUUGACCACCGAUGGAGGGAUCUGGGUAUCUUCCUCUGCUUUGUCGUCAGCAACAUUACCAUUCUAUACCUAGGAAGCCGAUUCGUCAACUACAACAAGAGGUAG